Oncorhynchus masou masou (cherry salmon) is the source of this 2000-nucleotide messenger RNA. RefSeq names its product C-type lectin domain family 6 member A-like. The record is from RefSeq and is a predicted model, not a curated record. The coding region runs from base 62 to 838 and encodes 258 amino acids. NCBI's taxonomy places the organism in Eukaryota, Metazoa, Chordata, Actinopteri, Salmoniformes, Salmonidae. The transcript has 6 exons.
UGGAACUCAGCAGAGCUGGAUCUAUUUUCAGUCUCCAGCAGUGUCCUACUGCUUCGGGAGAAUGGGAGUCAUAAGACCAGGGGAGAAUGGGACAUCUGGACCAGGCUUGCUACAUCCUGAAAAGACGGAGUGGUCAACAGAGAGAGAUUGGUGGUACACCCAGUACAGACAGUUAUCACAUUACCUGGCCCUGCUCUGUUUUCUACUGACCAUGGCCACACUCCUACAGACAUUUUACUUGGUGCAGAUCACCUUGGUCUUUCAAUCCCAGUCCGCCUUGCAGGAGGUCAGACUCAAAGACCUGACUCAGAAGCUGAACACCCUGAACCACUCCUACCUCCUCCUCUUCCACAAGUACCCAGCACUCAACCAGUACUGUCCCAUCACCAAUAGCAGCACCAAUGAGCGUGAGUGCAGGCCAUGCCCAGAGGGAUGGGAGUCUUUUGGGGAGAGAUGCUACCUCUACACCCAUGACAGACUGGACUGGAUUUCCAGUCAGUACCACUGCCUAGCUGCAGGGGGCAACCUUGCCAUGGUGAAGAGUGAGGAGGAGCAAAUUUUUCUGUGGGCGAGAGCCAAGGAGUUGAGCCAGGGAGACUCCUACUGGAUCGGCUUGAGGAAUGGUAACCCAGGCGGGGCCUGGCACUGGGUGGACGACUCCCCGGUGGAGAAGGGGUUUUGGGACAUAUUUUGGGAUCACGAGCCAGAGAAGGGGGACACCAGGGAACUGUGUGCCCGGCUGUCGCCAGGAGACAGCCACAGGGCCGGUUGGUACGCCACCAUGUGCAAGAACAGCCUGAAGAGCAUCUGUGAGAGGACCCAGGGCACCCUGCAGUGACAGACUCUAUCUCAGGAGAGGAGAGAAAGGGGAAGGGAGAGGGUAGUCGGAGUCCGUGCCAUUUGGUUGCAUUAAAGAUCUUUUAACUGUCUUUUGAUGUAUGGUAUUGGUAAUUAUGCAAUGUAUGUACAACUGAAAUACAUAACGAAAUACCUAUGAUUUGUCAUUUCCUCUUGCUGGUGGAUGUGGGGGUUUGCACAUUGACAAUUAAGUUGCUGUAAAAUUGCUAGCCUACGUCCAUUUUUGGACUUUUAAAUUAAGAAUAGAAACCCAUUGAUUCUCCAAGUAUUCACACCCCUUGACUUUUUCCAAAUGUUGUUGUGUGACAGCCCAAAAUUCAAAUGGAUUGAAGCGUAGAUGUUUUUGUCACUGGAAUAUACACAAUAAUUUUACAAUUUAUUUAAAAAUGGAAAGCGGAAAUGUCUUCAGUCAAUAAAUAUUCAACCCUUUUGUUAUGGCAGGUUUAAAUAAGGGAUAAAAAAGUGCAACUUUAAAACAGUUACAGAGUGGCUGUGAUGGAAGAAAACUGAGGAUGGCUUAACAACAUUGUAGUUACUCCACAAUACUAACCUUAUUGACAAGAUUGAAAAGAAUUAAGCCUGUACAGAACUAAAAAUAUUUCUAAACAUGCAUCCUGUUUGCAGCAAGGCACUAAAGUAAUACUGUAAGAAAUGUGACAAAGCAAAGAACCUUUUGUCCUGAAUACAAAGUGUUAUGUUUGAGGCAAAUCCUUAUUUUCAAGGAUAGUGGUGGCUGCAUCAUGUUAUGGGUAUGCUUGUAAUUGUUAAGGACUGGGGUGUUUUUCAGGAUAAAUAAACGUAAUGAAGCUAAGCAUCCUAGAGGAAAACCUAGUUCAGUCUGCUUUCGACCAGACACUGGGAGAUGAAUUCACCUUUCAGCAGAGUUGCUUAUCAAGAAAAGAGUUGCCGAGUUACAGAUUUGACUUAAGUCUGUUGUCUAGUAAUAAUCAAAAAUCAAUUUGACAGAGCUUGAAUAUUUUUUUAAGAACAAUGUGCACAUAUUGUACAAUCCAGGUAGAGACUUGCCCAGAAAGACUCAAAGCUGUAAUUGCUGCCAAAUGUGAUUCUAACAUGUAUUGACUCAGGGGUGUCACUACUUAUGUGAAUGUUUAUUUCUGUAUUUCAUUUUCAAUAAAUGUGCA